AUGAAAAGUCCUACCAGCAGGAAGGAAGUCCAGAGGUUGACAGGGCGGGUGGCCGCCUUAAAUCGUUUCAUAAGCUGGGCAACAGACAAAUGCUACCACUUUUUCAAAGCUAUAGGGGGCUCCUCCAACUUCGAGUGGACCCAGGAAUGUGAAGAAUCACUCAGGAGCUUGAAACAGUCAUUACAAGAGCCCCCGAUCUUGACCAACCCCUGCCCCGAGGAUGUGUUGUGUCUCUACUUGGCAGUCUCACCAAGAGCAGUCAGCGCGGUGCUGGUGAAAGAGUUCUCAAAGGCGCAAAAACCAAUCUACUAUGUGAGCCAAGUAUUAAGGGGCGUGGAGGAAAGAUACAGCCUGGCUGAACAGCUGGUGUUAGCAUUGAUGGUAGCGGUUAGAAAGUUGAGGCCUUACUUUCAGUCUCAUACGGUACAAGUAAUGACCGACCAACCUAUCAAGCAGAUCCUACAUCGGCCCGAGACCUCUGGAAGAAUGUUGAAAUGGGCAAUCGAGUUAAGUGAGUUUGAUAUUGAAUUCAGGCCAAAGACGGCUAUUAAGGCACAAGCUCUAGUAGACUUCAUCGUUGAACUCACCCUUUCGCCCGAGCACCCACCAGGGAAACAGGCAGAUUGGAAAAUUUUUGUCGAUGGAUCUUCGAACGACGAAGGAUCCGGGGCCGGGAUCAUAAUGAUAGGUCCGAAUGGGGAAGAGUUGGAAUACUCGUUGCGUUUUGAAUUCCCAGCUACAAAUAACGAUGCCGAGUACGAGGCAGUGAUCACGGGUUUAAGAUUGGCAGCUAGACUCAGGAUAUCAUCAGCAGAAAUUUGCAGCGACUCUCGAUUAAUAAUUGGGCAAGUGACGGGGGAGUUCGAAGCAAAAGACGGAAAGAUGGCAGCAUAUUUAAUGGAGGUCAAAAACUUGCAGAAGGGGUUCACCAGGUUUAAGAUAACUAAGGUCCCGCGAAAGGACAAUGAGCGGGCAGACACUCUGGCCAAACUCGCAUCCGCUAACCCCAGACGUCUGCCUCGCACAGCAAGCGUGCAAAUUCUGCGGCAACCUAACAUCCCACACACGACCGAUGUCAUGAAUAUAGAGCAUGAGGGGAGUUGGAUAGACCCGCUUUUUGAAUAUCUAACAAAGAAUAAAUUGCCAGAAGAUGAUUUCACGGCGAGAAGGCUAAAAAUUCGGGCAGCCUCGUUUGCCGUCAUUGAUGGACUGCUCUACAAACGAGGUUUCACGAUGCCAUAUUUGAAGUGUUUGCGACCAACAGAGGCACAGGAGGUGCUAGUCGAGGUACAUGCGGGAAUUUGUGGCAACCACCAAGGGGCCGCUUCCCUUGCGUUCAAGACGCUUCGACAAGGGUAUUAUUGGCCUAGUAUGAAGGAAGAUGCUAAGGAUUUGGUUAGGAAAUGCGAUGCAUGUCAACGCCAUGGGAAUUUGAUCCACAUUCAUGCUGAGCAACAGACGGCAAUUUUCGGGGUGUGCCCUUUCUUUCAAUAG
Messenger RNA from Olea europaea var. sylvestris, 1494 nucleotides. RefSeq lists its product as uncharacterized. Bases 1 to 1494 code for a protein of 497 amino acids. Gene Ontology annotation, molecular function: RNA-DNA hybrid ribonuclease activity; nucleic acid binding. Lineage: Eukaryota; Viridiplantae; Streptophyta; Magnoliopsida; Lamiales; Oleaceae. The transcript has a single exon. The record is from RefSeq and is a predicted model, not a curated record.